UAGCAUAACAUAUAGGGAGCGAGAUCCCAAAACCAAAAGGUGGAGGGCGUGGGCGAGGGAUAUCUAUCUUCAUUUUCGUCGUCGUUCAUUUUUUUAUUUUUUUUUUCUGUUUUCCAUUCGCUUCUUCUCUCAGAAAAGCUCGCCAAUCGAUCUUGCUCUCUUCUACGCUUUUCGAAUUCCUUCCAUUCCAUUAUGGACGCAGAUUAGAUUCACGCUCACAUUCACUUCUCUUCGUUUGCUUCAACCACUCUGCUCUGCUCUGCUCUACUCUGAGAUCCGAUCGCAUUUUCAUUCAGAAAGGAAACUCGUGUGACUGAUUUAUGCGCUAAUUGCAAUUGCACUGCGAGCGUCCCUGUGCCGAAUCGGAAGAUGGGAUUAGUGUUUACCAAAUUGUUUUCCUCUCUUUUCGGUAACAAGGAAGCUCGAAUCCUCGUUCUCGGCCUCGACAAUGCCGGCAAAACCACUAUUCUCUAUCGGCUUCAGAUGGGCGAAGUUGUCUCCACCAUUCCAACAAUUGGGUUUAAUGUCGAAACAGUGCAGUAUAACAACAUUAAAUUUCAAGUCUGGGAUUUAGGUGGGCAAACAAGUAUCAGGCCAUAUUGGAGGUGUUACUUUCCAAAUACUCAAGCAAUAAUCUAUGUUGUUGAUUCAAGUGACGUUGAUAGGCUUGUGAUAGCUAAGGAGGAGUUCCAUGCAAUUUUGGAGGAGGAAGAACUAAAAGGUGCAGUUGUUCUCAUUUUCGCAAACAAGCAGGACCUUCCUGGUGCACUUGAUGAUGCUGCAGUGACCGAGGCUCUAGAGUUACACAAGAUCAAAAAUCGCCAAUGGGCUAUUUUUAAAACUUCUGCCAUAAAAGGAGAAGGACUUUUUGAGGGCCUUGACUGGUUGAGCAAUACACUCAAAUCUGGAGGUGGCUAAAGGUGUCAGUUUCAACGAAUUAAAUGGACGAUUGAAUUCAGAAGGAAGGUGGAAAUGCGUAUUUUGGUAUCUCUUUCACUGUGAAUGAUGCUAUAAUAAUAUGAUUAUUAAAGCUCGUACACAUGUUUUAUUCCGUUUUGUGUUUACAGUUAAAAAGGUAUGAACAAUGGUCAUUGGUUGUCUUUUUCUUGGUUCCUUUUUAUAUUUUUAAGUUAGUCUCUUGGCUCCUCUAAUAGCAGUAGCUGAAUGGUUUCUAAGAAAAAAUUUCUAGUCUAAUCUUGUGUAAUUGAGAUACAUGGGUUUACUCUUAAUGUGCUUGACGUAUCGAUGAUUACAUGAGGUAGUUUUGUCAAUGACAUAACGGCUGAUGAGGGCAAACCUUCAAAGCUCUUUGGUGACAUGAUGAGGACUGAGCAGCCAUUGUUGUUGACAAUGUAAAUCAAGGUAGCAAAUUUUUCAUUAAUGUAAAAUGUAUCGAAGACAAUAUAUGAUAUUCUUUUUGGAUUUGAAAUUUCUGCUAUCUAAAAGUAAAUUUCGGUUCA
This is a messenger RNA of Glycine soja, 1460 nucleotides long. Its product is annotated as ADP-ribosylation factor 1-like. The transcript has 8 exons. Gene Ontology annotation, molecular function: GTP binding; GTPase activity. Bases 370 to 918 code for a protein of 182 amino acids. The record is from RefSeq and is a predicted model, not a curated record. Gene Ontology annotation, biological process: intracellular protein transport; vesicle-mediated transport. Lineage: Eukaryota; Viridiplantae; Streptophyta; Magnoliopsida; Fabales; Fabaceae. Gene Ontology annotation, cellular component: cytoplasm; Golgi apparatus.